GGGGAGAGCCCCGGGGCUCGGCGGAGCCGGUCCCGCCGCACCCGCAGCCGCACCGGCACCGGGCUGCGAGCGGCGGCGGGGCCCGGAGAGCGGCGGGGGCGAACCGGGGCAGCGCCGCCUCCUUCCUCCUCCUCCUCCUCCUCCUCCUCUCCUCCUCCUCCUUCCAGCCGGUGCCGCGGAGCGCAGGAGCCACCGGGGGCGGGAGCGGCCCCGCAUGCGGCCGGUGCCCGCGGGGGGAUGCGCCGCGCCCCGGCCCCGCCGCCGCCGCCGCCGCAAACUUUCCGCGGGGCCGUGAACCGGCAGGAGGAGGAGGAGGAGGAGAGCGACAAAUCCCUGAGGGGGCGACCCCAAAAAAAAAGCCUGAAAAAGAAAAACUACCCCAAAAAGCGGAGCUUUUUCCAGCCAGCGGUUCCUCGGUAAAACUUACCGAACUCGGCGCGGGGAAACGGCGGGAGGGGAAGAACCGGGAGGAGAAGAACCGGGAAGAGAACCGGGAGGAGAACCGGGAGGAGGAGAAGAACCGGGAGGAGAACCGGGAUCAGAACCAGCACCGGGAGCAGAAGAACCGGGAGCAAAAGCAGCAUCGGGCGGAGAAGAACCGGGAGCAGGAGCAGCACCGGGAGAAGCCCCGGGAGGAGCAGCAGCACCGGCAGGCUCCGCUCGAUGCGGCGCUGAGCCCCCGCGGCCCCGCGGAGCCAUGGCCAUGGUGGCCGGCGCUUGGGGCGAACCGAACGGUGGCGGAGCCGGUGGCACCGGAGGCGGCGGCGGCGGCGGAGCGGAGGAGGCGGCGUCCCCCGGCGGCGGCGGCAGCGACGCGGAGCACGGCGAGGAGGAGCGGCCCGGGGCCGGCGCGGACUGCGUGGUGUGCGGGGACAAAUCCAGCGGGAAGCACUACGGCGUGUUCACCUGCGAGGGCUGCAAGAGCUUCUUCAAGCGCAGCAUCCGCAGGAACCUCAGCUACACCUGCAGAUCCAACCGGGACUGCCAGAUCGACCAGCACCACCGGAACCAGUGCCAGUACUGCCGCCUCAAGAAGUGCUUCCGGGUGGGGAUGAGGAAGGAAGCCGUGCAGCGGGGCCGAAUCCCCCCGAGCCACUCGGGCAGCAGCCCCAACCCGCUGCCGGGGGCCGGCGACUUCUUCAACGGGCAGCCGGUGUCGGAGCUGAUCUCGCAGCUGCUGCGCGCCGAGCCCUACCCGGCGGCGCGCUACGGCGCGCAGUACGCGCAGCAGCCGGGCAGCGUCAUGGGCAUCGACAACAUCUGCGAGCUGGCCGCCCGCCUGCUCUUCAGCACCGUGGAGUGGGCGCGCAACAUCCCCUUCUUCCCCGAGCUGCCCGUGGCCGACCAGGUGGCCCUGCUGCGCCUGAGCUGGAGCGAGCUCUUCGUGCUCAACGCGGCGCAGUCGGCGCUGCCGCUGCACAUGGCGCCGCUGCUGGCGGCCGCCGGCUUCCACGCCUCGCCCAUGUCGGCCGAGAGGGUGGUGGCCUUCAUGGACCAGAUCCGCGUCUUCCAGGAGCAGGUGGAGAAGCUCAACCGGCUGCAGGUGGACUCGGCCGAGUACAGCUGCCUCAAGGCCAUCGCGCUCUUCACGCCCGACGCCUGCGGGCUGUCGGACCCGGCGCACGUGGAGGCGCUGCAGGAGAAGGCGCAGGUGGCGCUGACCGAGUACGAGCGCGCGCAGUUCCCGGCGCAGCCGCAGCGCUUCGGGCGGCUCCUGCUGCGCCUGCCCGCGCUGCGCGCCGUGCCCGCCGCCCUCAUCUCGCAGCUCUUCUUCAUGCGCCUGGUGGGCAAGACCCCCAUCGAGACCCUGAUCCGCGACAUGCUGCUGUCCGGCAGCACCUUCAACUGGCCCUACGGCGCCGGCCAGUAGGGACGGACGGACGGACGGACGGGCCGGAGAGCGGGAUUGGCCGGACAGCGGGACGGGCCAGAGAAUGGAACGGGCCGGACGGACAGCGGGAUUGGCUGCAGGGACAGCGGGACAGGCUGGACAGCGGGACAGGCCGGACAAUGGGAUGGGCCAGAAAAUGGAACGGGCCGGACAACGGGACAGGCCGGACAAUGGGACAGGCCGGACAACGGGACAGGCUGGACAAUGGGACAGGCUGGACAAUGGGACGGGCUGGACAAUGGGACGGGCUGGACAACGGGACAGGCUGGACAAUGGGACGGGCUGGACAAUGGGACGGGCUGGACAAUGGGACAGGCUGGACAAUGGGAUGGGCCAGAAAAUGGAACGGGCUGGACAACGGGACAGGCUGGACAAUGGGACAGGCUGGACAAUGGGACGGGCUGGACAACGGGACAGGCCAGACAAUGGGACAGGCCGGACAAUGGGAUGGGCUGGACAAUGGGACGGGCUGGACAACGGGACAGGCCGGACAACGGGACAGGCCAGACAAUGGGACAGGCCGGACAAUGGGAUGGGCUGGACAGCGGGACAGGCUGGACAAUGGGAUGGGCCAGAAAAUGGAACGGGCCGGACAACGGGACAGGCCGGACAAUGGGACGGGCUGGACAAUGGGACGGGCUGGACAACGGGACAGGCUGGACAAUGGGACGGGCUGGACAAUGGGACGGGCUGGACAAUGGGACAGGCUGGACAAUGGGACGGGCUGGACAAUGGGACGGGCUGGACAACGGGACAGGCUGGACAAUGGGAUGGGCUGGACAGCAGGACAGGCUGGACAAUGGGAUGGGCCAGAAAAUGGAACGGGCUGGACAACGGGACAGGCCGGACAAUGGGAUGGACU
This is a messenger RNA of Vidua chalybeata, 2753 nucleotides long. It is a transcript of the gene NR2F6, whose product is annotated as nuclear receptor subfamily 2 group F member 6. Gene Ontology annotation, biological process: cell differentiation; negative regulation of transcription by RNA polymerase II; anatomical structure development. Bases 698 to 1870 code for a protein of 390 amino acids. Lineage: Eukaryota; Metazoa; Chordata; Aves; Passeriformes; Viduidae. The record is from RefSeq and is a predicted model, not a curated record. Gene Ontology annotation, molecular function: nuclear receptor activity; zinc ion binding; RNA polymerase II cis-regulatory region sequence-specific DNA binding. The transcript has 4 exons.